Molecule: messenger RNA, 2165 nt
Organism: Populus euphratica (Euphrates poplar)
Lineage: Eukaryota; Viridiplantae; Streptophyta; Magnoliopsida; Malpighiales; Salicaceae
Product: Leucine-rich repeat (LRR) family protein
Exons: 7
Coding region: 64-1890 (608 amino acids)
Molecular function (GO): protein binding
Source: RefSeq, a predicted model, not a curated record
UCCCCAUCAAACCUGGCAAUAUAUUAAUCAAUCCAUCGCCGUCCCUCCGAUAAGGGGGAGAAAAUGGAGAAGCAGAAAAUCGGGGAGAGAGAGAGAGAGAGCAAGGGAAUGGAGAUAGAGGCAGAGUCUCGAUUGGUUCGCUUAUGCAUAGAAGCAGCGUGUGAAAGCAGAGAAAGCGUUGAAAAAUGGAGGAAACAGCGACGGACUCUCAAUUCUAUGCCUUCUCCUCUUGCCGACGCACUUCUCCGCCGCCUCUUCCUCCGCCGCCUCCUCUUCCCUUCUCUUCUGGAAGCUUUCAAACUUAGAGUGGAGGUGGUUGAUCUUAAAGGUGAAAACAAUGUGGAUGCGGAGUGGAUGGCGUACCUAGGAGCAUUUUGUUACUUGCGCUCCUUGAAUCUUGCUGAUUGCCAUAGAAUCAAUAAUUCUGCCCUUUGGUCUCUAGUUGGGAUGACUAGUUUAAAGGAGGUGGAUAUUUCAAGAUGUGCCAAGGUUACUGAUGCUGGUAUUAGGCAUCUUGUAUCAAUUUCAACUCUGCAAACACUACGGAUUUCAGAAACAGGUGUAACUGCUGUUGGUAUUAAACUUCUCUCCUCACUUACAAACAUGUUUGUUUUGGAUUUGGGUGGUUUGCCUGUCACUGAUACAGCUUUGAGUUCUCUCCAGGCGUUGACAAAGCUAGAGUAUCUUGACCUUUGGGGGAGUAACAUAUCUAACAAAGGGGCUCCUGUUCUUCAAAAAUUUCCCAAGUUGAAGUUUCUGGGUCUAGCCUGGACCAAUGUUACAAUUUUGCCAAAUUUGUCAUCUCUUGAAUGCUUAAACUUGAGUAACUGCACCAUUAAUUCUGUACUUCAAGGUAAUGGGAAUAAAGCUCAUUUGACUAAGCUGAUAUGCUCUGGAGCUACAUUCACCAACGAGGCUGAAGCAUUCUUGUAUUUCGAUACAUGCUUCCUAUCUUUUCUGGAUGUAUCCAAUUCAUCUCUCAAUGGAUUCUACUUCUUAAAUCAUUUGAAAGCAAUGGAAUAUUUGGAUCUCAGCAGUAGCAUGAUAGGAGAUGAUUCAAUUGAAGCAGUUGCAAGUAUAGGAGCAAUUUUGAGAAAUUUAAAUCUCGGCAAAACAAGAGUCACCUCUGCUGGGGUGGCAAUAUUAGUUGGUCAUGUUCCAAAGCUUGAGAAUUUAUCAUUAUCUCGCACUCUAGUGGAUGAUUUGGCCAUGUCAUAUAUUGGCAUGAUGCCUUCACUGAAGCUUGUUGAUUUAAACAAUACAAUCAUCAAUGGUUUCAUUCACCAGGAUGGUGCUGAGCCAAAUUUGAUUUCGUCACUGACAGCACUACAUAGCCUUAAAGGUUUGGAAAGUUUGAAUCUGGAAUGCGCCACCAUCAAGGAUGCAGCUGUAGACCCCUUAUCAAGCUUUCAAGAAUUGAGGCUUUUAUCUCUCAAAAGUCCUUCCCUUACAGACAUCUCCCUUUACCACUUGUCAUCUCUACCAAAGAUACGAAAUCUAGGCAUUCGCAAUGCCGUGCUGACUGACUCUGGGCUAUUUUCAUUCAGACCACCAGCAACUCUUGAAAUGCUGGACCUCAGGGGUUGUUGGCUCUUAACUGAGGAUGCUAUCUUGUCAUUUCGUAAAAGACAUCCUCUAAUUGAAUUAAGGCAUGAGCAUGUUGUCUCUACAUCAGAUCAAACUGCCCACCACCGUCUGACUCCACCACGAACAUUUCUAAGACCUCCACAAGUAAACCAGAAACGGGAAAAGUUGAUUGUGUCUCAGUAUUUUAUAGAUCAGAGACUGAAGUAUACCAGAGAGGAGCUUCUUGCAUUACAGUUUCAAUCCUCAUCUCUCGGCUCUCCUUUUGACAAAAGCCAUGCCAAACCCCAGAUGCAGUCGGAUUGAAAAGGUGAGCAAGAGUGGCGUCCAGUGCAGGGCUGCACAGGCGAGUUUAUUGGCAACUAUCUUCCUGGAAAAUUCCGUGCUUCGAUUUGACUCCAGCCAAAAUUCUGGAACUUGAACGUGCCAAAUUUGGUCUACCAAUUAGAAUGCCUUAAACUCCAAGCAAGAGAAAACAAGUCCACUGAGAGGCUUGUUCCGUCCUGGAACUUAAAUAAUGCAGUUAUGUUCUCAUCAUCAUUGUAAUAUGAUGCUGGUGAUUGAUAAAAUCUUUUUUUCUU